This is a messenger RNA of Apodemus sylvaticus (European woodmouse), 2010 nucleotides long. RefSeq names its product chromosome 5 C11orf91 homolog (gene C5H11orf91). The transcript has a single exon. Bases 100 to 606 code for a protein of 168 amino acids. NCBI's taxonomy places the organism in Eukaryota, Metazoa, Chordata, Mammalia, Rodentia, Muridae. The record is from RefSeq and is a predicted model, not a curated record.
UCGGGGCGGGGCUUGUGGAAUCUCCGAAUUCCUAGACACGGGGCCUUGGCGCGCGUCUCCGGGCGCGGGGUUCCUCUCACGCAGCCUCCCAUUCAAAAGAUGCCGAAGGGGCGGCGCGGCAGCCAGAACCCCAAGAUGAGCCAGCGGCCGGCCCCGCCCCUCUACUUUCCGUCGCUCUACGACCGGGGCAUCUCGUCGUCUCCGCUGAGCGACUUUAACAUCUGGAAGAAGCUCUUUGUGCCGCUGAAGGCGGGCGGAACGCCGGCGGCCGGGGUGGCAGGGGUAGCGGGGGUCCGACCCCUGCCUCUGGCACCCCCAGCCACGGUGCCGCCACCCCCGCCUGGCCUGGGUCCCCCCAGCGAGCGCCCGUGUCCUCCGCCCUGGCCAUCCGGCUUGGCCUCUAUUCCCUACGAGCCUCUGCGCUUCUUCUACUCGCCGCCUCCAGGCCCCGAGAUGGCAACUUCGGCCCUGGUCCCCGGCCCCACGACCCCCUGGCUCGCCUCCGCCUCCCACCCCGAGGAGCUGUGCGAGCUAGAGAUCCGGAUUAAGGAGCUGGAGCUGCUCACAAUUACUGGGGACGGCUUCGACUCCCAGCGCUGUGCGUGACUGCCAAACGAGCCCAGUCCUAGCUUCCCUAAUUGCCCCCUAGAGUCAGGCACCAGAAAGUGACCCCAGACGGUGCCCAGUCCUAGGAGUCCCACUCCCCAAAAUUUCUCCUCCAGAAGUUCUGACCCCCACGUGCUGAAUUUCAACCGACCCCUGCCUCACCACACCUGCCUGAUCUAAUCAGACCCUUUAGUUUUAAACCCCACCCCUUAAGGACUAGCCCUUGAAGUAAUGUUGACACUGGCUCUUAACGCCUGAAGCACUCUUCAUAAAUUUAGCCUCCCUACACAGUAAUACCACAGUUCUAUAAUCUGGAGCUCCAUCCACCACAGGCUCCCUAUCUCUAGAGACAUUAGCCUUCAAUAUGGGGUAGAAGGAGACGUAAGAAUUGCCCAAACCUUGAAGGUUCGCAGUCAUUCACUGAGGAGUCUUGGCCUCUGCCCUUCCCUGGGCCUCAAGUCCUCCGACAAAAUCUUGGACUUUGACAUCUGAUCUUAAGUCUGAGGUUUUGGGAAUCUACACCAGAGCAAACCCAAGUGUGCUGAUAAAAGGAGGAAUCCUCUGGUAUAUGAACUGAUGCCUCUCUAGUGGGCAGUAAGGCAGUUAAAGCCAGCUGUAUUUCCAGAAGGACUAAUCUCUCAGGAAUUAGUAGUCUGAGGCUAUAUCCACUUGCACCCUCUGCUCUAAGGCUUGAAUUUGACUAUGAGAGGAAGGCAGAUAGCUCUGGAAAGAUAAUCUCACCUGUUCUGCACAACAGGUUAAACUGGUCCUCACUGCCACACAGUGGGGUGAAGUAUGAAUAAAACUAUACACUUAGGUAUGAACGGCCAGGAGUGGUCUCCACUCCGUCUGAUACCCAUAGGAUACAUACAUAAAGUCCCUAGAACUUCCUUUUCAGUUGUAUGAGUUAGGUAAGUCUGGGAUGUUAGGAGAUUUUAGGGUCCUGCACAAUUCCUUCUCGGAAGCUUGCUCUGGAAGUUAGUAAAUAGCUUCUCAGAGUGGCAGUGGUACACACCUGGAAUCCCAGCACUUAGGAGGCUGAGGCAGAGGGAUCAAGAGUUCCAGGGCAGCCUGGAGCUACAUAGGACGACCCUGAAAAAUCAAAACCCCCAAGCUUCCCAGCUACAGCUGAGUCUGUUCUGCUCUCCUACAGAUAAAUUCCUGAAGGCGCUGAAAGAUGAGAAAUUGCAAGGACUGAAGACAAGCAGGCAACCUGGAAAGUCGGCCUCCUUCUCCUGAGGAGCUGCCCCUGGAGCUGGGCAGCUGCCUCCUUAGGUGUUAGUGCUUAGAUAAUGUGUCCUAGUUGUUGUCAUUUCAAAGAUGGUUAUUUUCUGUUCUGUAUUUACUACUGUUAUUGUUGCUCUCAGCACAUACUUCACAUACAGUGCCCACUUGCAUGGUAAA